AUGAGAAUAUUUUACGUCCGGUUCCUCUUUCUCAUUUCCGGUUGCACCGGAAUUUCUCGAUCGGAAACAAGGGAGUACGAGAAGACUAGGAGUUUUCUAAGAGAGAAGAGGCAUCUCCUCUUUCCCGAUCCGAAGGACAGCGAAACUAAAGUACAGGUGCUUUUUGGUCUUGGUCUACCAAUGGAGGAGGAUAUAUCUAUGACUCUUGGUUACGUGUUGAAGUGUAAUUACGAUCUACCAUACAAUUCGUCGGAUUUCACAAGAGCUCACGCACGAUUUAAAAAGUUCACCGACAACGUUCUACCGCAGGGUGAAAAACCGGAGCACCGAGGUUUGAGUCGUUGGACCCUAUACAGAAUGUUGGAAUCAGCUAUGGAAAGGUUCGGAUCCGGUAAGGCUUGUUUACUCCGGGCCGUUUGCGAAUCAGCGUCGAAUCCCUUCGAAAGAGGACACGGACUCCUCGGGGAACUUUUGCACGUCCUUCUUACACCUUCAACAACAUUUGAAGAAUACGAAAUUUACUCGGAUCGCGAAUACUUCGCGGCAGAAGCUAUCGGCCGAAAUUCCAAUGGGAAAUGUGGAUACUUUUAUACCGAGUGCCAAUACAAUCCGUUAGAUUAUUUUACAACCAUUGGCGAAAUGUUCUUCGUACGUGAACGUCCCUGAAUGCUAGAGUACAAAC
Polistes canadensis is the source of this 682-nucleotide messenger RNA. RefSeq lists its product as uncharacterized. The record is from RefSeq and is a predicted model, not a curated record. NCBI's taxonomy places the organism in Eukaryota, Metazoa, Arthropoda, Insecta, Hymenoptera, Vespidae. Bases 1 to 666 code for a protein of 221 amino acids. The transcript has 3 exons.